GCCGCCGCCCGCUCGUCCCCGCGGGGCCCCUUUGUGCUGCUGCUGCUGCUCCGGAGCUGCCUCAGCCAGGCGGCGGCUGCGUCACGGCCCCGGCGCUGCGGCCGCCCCGAGCCACCCGCGGAGGGAGAGCCGCCGCCUCGCCCCCUGCUCCGCCAUCGCGCCCGAGGCAGGGCCGGCAGCCGCGGCGCAGAAAAAUCCUUGUAUCCUGGAAGAAUGGUGAAACUGGGGAAUAAUUUCAGCGAGAAGAGCACAAAGCAGCCCCUUUUGGAGGAUGGAUUUGACACCAUCCCCCUGAUUACACCCCUGGAUGUCAAUCAGCUCCAGUUCCCACCUCCUGAUAAGGUUGUGGUUAAAACAAAAACAGAAUAUGAACCUGAUCGCAAGAAGGGAAAGUUCCGUACUCCUAAAAUAGCUGAAUUCACAAUCAGCAUCACUGAAGGGGUUUCAGAAAGAUUUAAGGUAACUGUGCUGGUCCUUUUUGCCCUUGCAUUCUUAACGUGUGUUGUAUUUCUGGUAGUCUACAAGGUUUACAAGUAUGAUCAUACCUGUCCAGAAGGAUUUGUUUUCAAGAAUAACCAGUGCAUUCCAGCUGGGUUGGAAAACUACUACUCUGAACAAGACUCCAGCGCUCGAGGGAAAUUUUACACAGUCAUAAACCACUACAACCUGGCCAAACAAACCAUCACGCGCUCCGUGUCCCCGUGGAUGACAGUACUGUCAGAGGAGAAACUGUCUGAACAGGAGACUGAAGCUGCUGAGAAAUCAGCUUAGGAUGAUAAGCUAAUUAUUAAAACUAUGUCAUUUGAAGGUAACUAAGGGACUUACUUCAAGGAACUUUUCAUUAAAUAUAAUUAUGGAUAAUUUAGAGGUUACUCAUGUUUAUGGUGUAACUGCUUCUGUUUGCUGAUACUGCUUUGCAAAAAAAAAAAGAAAAAAACUGAAAACAAAAACUUGCUGCAGAACAUUCAUGGGCAUAACCCCAGGUGCAUAUCAGCAUUGCUGUAGAGCUUUGACACCAUUUUCAAUGUUAAAAAAAUCCAAUGUUAGAUAUGUUCUUGCAGUUUAUUGGAUACUGAUAGAUUUUGUCACUGGAUUUUCAGGGCUUGGAUCUUAGAUAAAUCAUGUGUUCUCUUGUCUGAACAGAUAAUUAAUUAAUUACAUUUUUGAAUUCUUUUUCAUUUUGCAAACUGAAACACCCCAGCCAUAACUAGAGUGAUCUCAUGUUUAGCUGAAAGCUGUAAGUAAUGUUUAGUUUGGGCUCAAGCAAGAAUGACAGUCAGCACUGAUAUCGGGGCAUAAUGUAAUGACUUGUAUGGAGAAAGAAACUGUCAGGUCGCAUUUUUCCUUACAUUUCCUUUACUGUUUUUGUAAGUGAUAAUGAAGUUCUCUGCAACAAGGCAUGCUCAAUGUUUUCUUAUUGCUGUCAGCAGGAUUUAACUGCAUUUCCACUGUGGCUUCAGCAUCUUGGUAAGGAUGUGCACUGAAACACAAACUAGAUAGACUUAUGGAAAAAACACAGGCAGUUUUAGUGGUGGGUGUUGAGGAUAGUGUAAAAAAUAUACAGUUCAGGAUGUUCUAAUGAGAAAUGACAUCUUUUGAUCACACUAAAGAGGCAGAAAGCCUGUUCACAGUACAUGUAGUCCACUAUGUCAUUUGUUGGAUACAGCUGAAGGAGUAAUAUGUCUAAAUUUUCUCCUGUAUUACAUUCACAUUUUCCCUUUUUAUUAGUUAGAAGGAACUUUCUAUUUAUGUAUGGUUUGCAGUUUGAUACUUUUUAAAACAUGGAGCAUCACAAGUGAAACAGUAGCUUGUUAGAUACCACAACUGGCUGUUAAAGCUCCAUGUGAAACAGAGUGAAGAGUUAGAACUGUUUGUAUAUGGCUUGGGAGGGGAAAAGAUGUAGAAGAACAUAGUAUUGUGGAUGCACGUUUAAGUUCCAUUGUAAUUACAAACUUACCUAUUCUUUGUGUGAAAUCAUGUUUUCAUUUUUAUUAUAAAUCUUAAAUAUACAUUAUAAAAAGACAUCUUAUUAAUUUAACAUACAAAAGUGUGUGAAGCAUCUGGGCCAGCAAAUUGCCUUUUUAUUCAUGUAAUUUAAAUGGGACAAGGUAGAGUGGGCAUGUCAAAAGUUCCUUUUUUUUUUUUUUUUUUUGGUUAGAGGCUAUACAAAAAUUAAGGGCAAACAUCAGUGUAGGCUGUUUUUCAAGAUCUGUAGCAGAAAAAGUGUGGUCAGCUCUACUUCUGGUUUUCUCCAGCAGAAGCCUGUCAUCCCAAUACAGUAAAAAUAACCAUUAUGACUCAGCGCUCUAAAUUUGACAGGAAAUGUGCAUUACAGAGUGCAGCUGUAAAAGGCUUUUUAUUAAGUCAUCGUGGUAUGUGGAAUGCCUAAGAAGCAAUAAACUAUGUGCCAAUUUUUGCAUUGCAAUUGAAAAUACCAAGCUUAUGUUAAGAUCUUUAAAACAUAUCCAUGUUUUCAUUUGCUAACAGGCAUCUGCUUUACUGAAUAUAAUUGAUUCACAUGUAACUUUUGACAUUUUCACUCUGUGUAUAGUAAAGAAUAAAAAUGAUGUUACCUGUUGCAUAAAAUGUAUAGAAAUAUACAUUUCAGAAAAGAGAUAGGAAAACACACACCUUUCAUAUCAACAUACUUAUGGAGGACAUUCAGAUUUUACAGGAUGGAAAGCUCUGUUUCCUAAGACUGUUCUAAAUAGAAAUGAUUCAUGAUACAUCUCCUCCCCUUAAAUUUAGGACAAUAAAAACUUUAAUGCGAAAGUAAA
Messenger RNA from Lonchura striata (white-rumped munia), 2777 nucleotides. RefSeq names its product neuronal vesicle trafficking associated 1 (gene NSG1). The record is from RefSeq and is a predicted model, not a curated record. Gene Ontology annotation, cellular component: membrane; endosome. Gene Ontology annotation, biological process: endosomal transport; clathrin coat assembly. NCBI's taxonomy places the organism in Eukaryota, Metazoa, Chordata, Aves, Passeriformes, Estrildidae. Gene Ontology annotation, molecular function: clathrin light chain binding.